Messenger RNA from Colletotrichum acutatum, 2295 nucleotides. Its product is annotated as heterokaryon incompatibility protein-domain-containing protein. Lineage: Eukaryota; Fungi; Ascomycota; Sordariomycetes; Glomerellales; Glomerellaceae. The transcript has a single exon. The coding region runs from base 74 to 2128 and encodes 684 amino acids. The record is from RefSeq and is a predicted model, not a curated record.
CAUGAAUCUGGCAGCCUAAUUUUGCGCGCGAGAGACUCUACGUCAGCUCGUGUCUCCCGUUUCGACCGUCAAGAUGUUGGCCAAUGAUACGCAGUUCUUCAAGCAAUCCUUGAGAUCUGAAUACUGGAUCAACUUCAACGUCGACAAGAAGUUCAGUCUUGCUGGCGUUUAUGGACCCGAACUCGAUAGCGAGGACAAGGAACUAGUCCGUACGUGGGCAUCGACCAAGGGUGCGAGCAAGACAGCCCCGGCCCAAACCCAACCUUCGUCCCUUUAUCGUUCCAUACUCGAUCCUGUCGAGAUCCGCGUGCUCGAGAUCUUGCCAGGUACCGGCGAUGACGGGCUGCGUGGCCGCCUCCAUCACUGCUCACUCGAACUCAAGGCAAGCUUUGCUCUCGCUGUCGAUGGAUCCGCCACGCCAAUGGCGUACACGGCUCUCAGCUAUACAUGGGGCCCAAACGUGUUCGAUGAGGCAAUCGAGUGCGAAGGUCACGUCAAGAAUAUCACAAAGUCUCUCGCGGUUGCUUUGAGGGCUUUCCGACAAGAGGAUCGCUCAGUUGUGAUGUGGAUAGACCAGAUCUGCAUCAACCAGGAUGAUAACGAAGAGAAGGCGCAGCAGAUACCCUUAAUGUCGAGGAUCUACCAGAAUGCGAUGAACACCGUUAUCUGGUUGGGUGAAUCAACUUCGAAUUCUGCUUCCGCCAUCAAGCUGCUCGAAGACGUUAGAUUGCUCUUGCAGUUUACGGAGAAGACUAUCGGUCCGGAUGAGUUCGAGGGGUUAAACCUUCCCUUAAAAGACUCGGAGGUUUGGGGAGCCCUGUGGGACUUUCUCUCACGCCCAUGGUUCACACGACUGUGGAUCAUCCAGGAAGUCAUUCUCUCCUUUGACUCUUGGGUUGUGUGCGGCAAUCAUAUGACUACGUGGGACGUCUUGUCAUUGGCCUGCCUACAUCUAUGGACCUGUGGCAUCUCGAGAUGGCUGGGGGAGAAAUUCAAUUCUGGAAGCCGCGCACUUGACUUUCAGAGGGAUCUUUGUGAGUCGGUACAGCACCUCAGCAGCAUGAAGUCAAGCUACCACAGUGCAGCCAUGCCGCUAUUCGAUCUAUUGAUAGAGUCCAGAGAAGCCAAGUGCUACGACAAUCGGGACAAGGUGUAUGGUCUGCUUGGUGUCUGUCAAGAUCAGGAUAGGUCUGCGAUCAAACCAAGCUACGCAGACGAGUUUCCCGUAACUCGUCUCUAUCGCGACAUAACGACGCGUCACCUGGAUGACAACAAAGGCAGCUUGAGGCUUGGCGUGGUCCUUACCUGCGUAGACCAUGAGUCUCCCGACCUGCCCUCAUGGGUACCAGACUGGAGGAAUCCCCGCCGAACACACUCAUUGGGACACUCUACCACCACAACAACCCCGUACAUGGCAUGCGGCCAUCUUACGAUCGAGAUCGGCAGACUUCAUCCGCCUUUAGAAAGCAAAAAUAAGGACGAGCUGCGGCUGCAUGGUGUUUCGGUUGACACUAUCGCAAAAGUCGGUACCACCUCCACGAAUCCAGAGUUGAGUCUCGACGAUCCAACCACUGCCAACGGAGACUUGAAAGACAUGUGCUUCUUUGUCGCAGAGCUACAAGAGUAUCCAGGUCAUGAAACUGUCUUCUCUGCCUUCUGGCAGACACUGGUCGCUGGAAAAGACGCCACCGAAAUGGCGAAGGCACCGAUAGCCUAUGAGGAGAUUAUCUCCCUUCUCCUCGACGCAUCCACGGGGCUGUCUCCGUCGCUCCCAGGACAGACGUACUCUGCACGACAAAGACGGCCAGCAGGCAAGGGGAAGUUACAGCUGGCGAAUCUUAAGGAACGCACGGCAGGAAAAACCUUCCAGGAUGUAAGAACCUCAAUGGUGCAUGCUAGGCGGAAUCGUAGGCUGUGCUUCACUGCUAAGGGGUACUUGGGGCUGGUGCCGGAGACAAGCAAGGUGGGGGACGAGAUUCACAUUUUGGAUGGGUGCCAUAUUCCAUACCUUCUGAGGAAGGUUGAUCACAGGAGGCAUCGGCUAGUUGGAGAGUGCUAUGUGCAUGGGAUCAUGAGAGGAGAGGCUGUCCACGAUAAUCAGAGCAUGGACGAGAUAGUUUUGAUGUGAAAACUCAACGAUGAUAUUGUCUGAGCUCCCUUCGUCACGAUGAUUGUAUACCCAGACUAGCUUAUGCGCAGCAGCUGCUACCAGAAGUUUUAAACAGACAGUGGCAAGCUCGCAAGGAUUUACUAAGCCUUCGUUGGCCCCGAUGGUUGAGCCUGGCUUGAUUGUUG